CACCGGCGGCUCAGUGUUACUUAAGCAACUUUCACAGCUUAUGUCACCGCUCGAAGAUCAUAACAUCUUCAGAUAAACUCACCGGAACGGAAAAGAAAACUCAUGGCUCUCAGAAGUGGGCUCAGUCGUCUGCUCUCCAGCAGUCAAAGAUGUGCUGCUGUCACAGCGUCCAGAGCACAGGGCACCACUGCUGCAGCUCACGCAGAUGUGGAAGAAGUCAAGAAACCAACAAAAGCAGCCAAGGUGUCAUUCAACUGGCGGGACGCUCUGAAUCUGGAGGCUCAGCUGACAGAGGAGGAGAUCAUGAUCCGCGACUCCUUCCGCGACUACUGCCAGGAAAAACUCAUGCCUCGCAUCGUCAUGGCCAACAGACACGAACAUUUCCACCGUGAGAUUGUCUCAGAGAUGGGAGAGCUGGGCAUCCUAGGCCCAACCAUUAAAGGAUAUGGCUGUGCUGGCACCAGCUAUGUGGCGUAUGGUUUGAUUGCCAGAGAAGUUGAGAGAGUGGACAGUGGCUAUCGCUCGGUCAUGAGUGUCCAGUCUUCGCUGGUUAUGCACCCCAUCAAUGCUUAUGGCACGGAGGCUCAGAAGGAGAAGUACCUGCCCAGGCUCGCUCGUGGAGAAAUCCUUGGUUGUUUUGGCCUGACGGAGCCUAACCACGGCAGUGAUCCCAGCAGCAUGGAGACCAAGGCCAAGUACAAUCAAUCCAGCGAUACCUACACUAUCAGUGGAGCCAAGACCUGGAUCACAAAUUCCCCCGUGGCAGAUAUUGCAGUGGUGUGGGCCAAGUGUGAAGAUGGCAGGGUGAGGGGUUUCAUCCUGGAGCGUGGAAUGAAGGGUUUUGCUACCCCAAAGAUUGAGGGCAAGUUCUCACUGAGAGCGUCUGCCACUGGUAUGAUCCUGAUGGAUGAAGUGGAGGUUCCACAGGAGAACCUGCUCCCAAAUGUCUCUGGUCUAGCUGGUCCCUUUGGAUGUCUCAACAAUGCCCGUUAUGGCAUUGCCUGGGGAGCUUUGGGAGCAGCUGAAUUCUGCUUCCAUGCUGCUCGACAGUACACUCUGGACAGAAUUCAGUUUGGCGUGCCACUGGCCAGAAACCAGCUGAUGCAGAAGAAGAUGGCUGACAUGCUGACGGAGAUCACGAUUGGUCUGCAGUCAUGUCUGACGCUGGGCAGACUUAUUGAUGAGAAGAAAGCAGCACCAGACAUGAUCUCCAUGCUGAAGAGGAAUAGCUGUGGCAAGGCAUUGGAUAUUGCCAGACAAGCCAGAGAUAUGUUGGGAGGAAAUGGCAUCGCUGAUGAAUACCACAUUAUCCGUCACGUGAUGAACCUGGAGGCUGUCAACACAUAUGAGGGAACACACGACAUUCACGCCUUGAUCCUAGGCAGAGCCAUCACUGGAUUGCAGUCGUUCACUGUUGAAAAUUAACAUUUUUCCCCACUGUCUUGUUGUAAUGGUACUCUAUGGUGGAACAAAGCUGUGCUAUCUGUUCAACUCCCCACGGUAAACAUGGCAUCACUGAGGAGCUUUGCCAGUUGGGAUGCCACUGUUACAAAUCCCUCAUCACAUCUACACUGUUUGUAUAAACUAAAAAAGGGAGACAUCUUUUGCUGCUUUUUUCAAUAUAAUGUGAAAAUGGAUCAUCAACUGAACAGCACAGGGUCCAACUAAGACGUGACACAUGUGUAUAGUUAUGUACUUAAAAUAUAAUCAAAAUUUCGACAUAAUGCAUGUAAAAAGUCGCGGUGCUGCGAGAUGAUUUUUUUUUUUUUCCACCACUGAACAGUUUGUAAAUAAACGGUCUGAAUGAGUGCUGAGAUAGUUCUUAAGAUUGUCAUGAUUUGUUAAUAAGUCAUAUAAAUAAAGGGUGAACAGGUUAUUUGAUCUUUAUUGGUUCUUCAAUAUUUGAAAUGUAUAAAUAAAACACGGAAUGAAAUUUG
This is a messenger RNA of Solea senegalensis (Senegalese sole), 1937 nucleotides long. It is a transcript of the gene gcdha, whose product is annotated as glutaryl-CoA dehydrogenase a. The record is from RefSeq and is a predicted model, not a curated record. Gene Ontology annotation, cellular component: mitochondrial inner membrane. Gene Ontology annotation, biological process: fatty-acyl-CoA biosynthetic process; fatty acid beta-oxidation using acyl-CoA dehydrogenase. The transcript has 12 exons. NCBI's taxonomy places the organism in Eukaryota, Metazoa, Chordata, Actinopteri, Pleuronectiformes, Soleidae. The coding region runs from base 103 to 1425 and encodes 440 amino acids. Gene Ontology annotation, molecular function: fatty-acyl-CoA binding; flavin adenine dinucleotide binding; glutaryl-CoA dehydrogenase activity.